AGCUUGUACUUCCGGAAGGUGGGGCUUUUGUUGCGGGAGCGGUUUGUAUAUGUGGACCGAUGCCUCUGUGUUCGCUGUUAACGCGCUCAGCAAGAUAGCGGCAGCCUCGGGCAGACAAGCGGAUCGUGCUUCGCACCACAACAAGUCCACAGCAAAGAGCAGGCGAGGGCAUGGCAGCUAUCCUAUCUGACACAGAGAGAAGAUUGUGAAGUCAGGUCGUGAGUGUGUGUGUGUGUGUGUGUGUGUACCUGUGCACAUGUGUUUGAGUGUUUAAGAGAGGCACAAAGAAGAAUCCAGUGAUGGCUGCCAAUAAGGGUAAAAACCAGAGCUCUCUGGUGCUGCACAAGCUGAUAAUGGUGGGCAGUGGCGGCGUGGGGAAGUCAGCCCUCACCCUGCAGUUCAUGUACGAUGAGUUUGUGGAGGACUACGAGCCCACCAAAGCAGACAGCUACAGGAAGAAGGUGGUUCUGGACGGGGAGGAGGCUCAGAUCGACAUCCUGGACACCGCCGGGCAGGAGGACUAUGCUGCUAUCAGGGACAACUACUUUCGCAGCGGGGAGGGCUUCCUGUUGGUCUUCUCCAUCACAGAGCCCGAGUCCUUCGCUGCCACUGCUGAGUUCAGGGAGCAGAUCUUGCGGGUGAAGGCAGAAGAGGACAAGAUCCCGCUCCUGCUGGUGGGGAACAAGUCGGACCUGGAGGACCGUCGGCAGGUGCCCGUGGACGAGGCCCGCACGAAGGCCGAGGCGUGGGGCGUCCAGUACGUGGAGACGUCAGCCAAAACCAGAGCCAACGUUGACAAGGUGUUCUUUGACCUGAUGCGUGAAGUGCGAGGCAAGAAAAUGUCUGAAAACAAAGACAAGAACGGGAAAGGGAAGAACAAGAAGAACAAGAAGAGCUUCAGGGAGAGAUGCUGUUUACUCUGAGCUCCUCAUGGACCUGAAAACACAAAGCUCCACAGAACAGAGCUCAGCGUCUUUGAUUUAAAUGAAUCUGAUUAUUUUUUAUUGAUAGCUUGUUAUAGUUUCAUGUCUAGAACAAUCUCAACCACUAUGUUGCCAAUCUUAAUGAAUGAAAGCUGACUGGCUCUGCUGUGAGGAUGGACGGUGACUGCAGGGCUUGAUGGCUCACAGGAAGCCAGCGACCAAACUGCCAUUGACACUAACUCUGCUGCUCGACACGUUCAGCGGUCCUACUGCCUUUCCUUUGGUUCCUUUCUCUCUACAAAGCCGUGCUCUUAGUUUGUUCGCCUCCUCUAAUCUGGGCCUGCAGUCACAGUGUAGGCUCCAUGUAAACUGUUGCCUCUCUGUGGAGCAUGUUUCCAUCGCCCACUUUGUGUUUGCAGUAGCUGCUGAAACUGGAAGUUUAAUGUCUGGUUUUCCCACUGCCUUCAGGUUUCUUGAAUAUUUUUUUUCAUUUCAUCCGAGGAAUUGUGAGGUUUUUUCAUCCCAGGAGGUUCAUACAGUGCAGCGCAGUCGGGGCGGCUAUCCUGAUACGAUUACCAUAAAUCAAUGUUAAAACACAUUUUCAGUGAGAAAGCUGUAAAUUACAUCCUCGCUGACUCAGAAUCCACUCAUUUCUCUUCACGUACACGCGAUCAGAUAUUUUAACGUUUGUUCUGUAUUUUAAGAAUGUGUCUGUUGUUUUGGGAAAUGGAUCGUGAGUAGAGCUCGUCGGUGUAACGUUCCUCCUCAGAGCGCAGACGUCACCGUUUCUACACGAGCGAGGUUUGGAUCAUGUCGACAAUCCAGGAGGCCACCCUGCUAAUGCAUUCAGUCUGUGUUAGUCUCCAUAGUUCUGAUCUUCUUCUUCUUCCUUGUUCUUUUGAAUAACAUGCACUACAUUGUCAGUACCUUAGAAGUGACUUCAUGCUGUGUUGAGUCACACUGGGAGUUUUAAGCAGUCUGUGCCAACAAAAUAACAACAAUUCAAACUAUGUUUGUGGGUGUGUGGUAUGUAUGUUGUGUAAGAGUGUGUGUGCAUUUAUGGGAGAACCUUAUUACCUUACUGUGUGUCUGAGUGAAGCUCUGAUGAUGCUCCAGCCCAACUAUUGUGUACUCAGAUGAGAUGUUGAUGGUGACCCUGCUCCUGCUGUGUGUUUGUUGGUGGCUGAGAGCUGCUGAAUAAAUGCUUUUCCUCCUUUUUUCA
Messenger RNA from Oreochromis niloticus (Nile tilapia), 2145 nucleotides. It is a transcript of the gene ralba, whose product is annotated as v-ral simian leukemia viral oncogene homolog Ba (ras related). Gene Ontology annotation, biological process: signal transduction. Lineage: Eukaryota; Metazoa; Chordata; Actinopteri; Cichliformes; Cichlidae. Gene Ontology annotation, molecular function: GTP binding; GTPase activity. The record is from RefSeq and is a predicted model, not a curated record. The transcript has 6 exons. Gene Ontology annotation, cellular component: membrane. Bases 300 to 923 code for a protein of 207 amino acids.